ACACUCUCAUCAAAAGAAAACAAUAUUAGAAAGAUUAAUUUCUGAUAUAGCUAAGAGGGAUGGAAGCAAAAACUUGCGCAAUAUUCCAAAUCUCAUUUCACUGCGCCUUCCUUUUCCUCAUUUCGAAUUUGCAAACUGCAAUAGCCGCAGUUUCAACCGAUAAAACUUGUUCAAAUACCUACAAAAUCUACAUCCUGACAUCCUGCAAUUCAACAACAUACCCAGCUGACUGCUACAAGAGUCUCAAAUCCUACUACAAUACAAUCAAAACAGAUCCUUUAAAGCUCUGCAAAACUUCCUUGAAGGUAACCCUAAAAACCGCGCGUAACACUUCUGCCUUGGUGUCGAGCAUAGCAAAACAAGGAGGACUGAGUUCUGCAGAGAAAGCAAUUGUUAAAGAUUGCAUCGAUGAAAUUAGCGACAGCAUCGAUGAGCUAAAGGAUUCGUUGGAUGAAAUGGAGCAUUUAGGAACAGGGUCACGUCUUCAUUUACAAAUAGCUAACAUACAAACGUGGGUUAGCGCUGCGCUAACGGAUGAGAAUACGUGCACAGAUGAAAUUGAUGAAGGCAACAAGGUUAGCAAAUCUGUGAAGAACAAAAUCAGGAAGAGCGUUGUGAAUCUUGCUAAGCAAACAAGCAACUCUUUGGCUCUUAUCAACAAUAAUCUUAAGAGUUAGUAAUGAAUUUCAACCCUCUUAAUAGUUCUUGGUGUGUUUUUCUUCUUUUAAUUCUUUUUGCUACAAAGUUUAAAUAUAUGUUCUCUUCUGUUUAAUAUGUAUCUGGUUGUAACUAGAAAUAAUCGCAAAAAUCUUUUGUUAUAGUGUGUGCAUGAUUUCAGUACAUUUUUCUUUUUUGUUUCUCUAGCUCCCAGUAUAUGCAAUCACUUGGAGUAACUGAAUCAGCUAACUUCACUACUUCAGGUAGGAUGCUUUUAAUUACCCUUUACGGUGGGUCAUCUAUUUAAAUUAAUUUUGUCAUGUAUUAUAAUCAAGGGAUUCCCAGAAAAACCAACGGAAAGGCCAAACUUAUUAUAAAGAAGAUCACAUCUGUUCUUAUAUUAAGAAGGGGACAUUUUUAUUAUUAUUGCAGUUGGAAUAUAAAUAUUCCAAUAUUUCUAAGUUUUCAUGUGCUGCAAAGGCGAAUGUGGAAUUAAAUUUGGAAGAAACCAAUUAAUUCCAUUGCGUGAAAAGAGUGCAUAUCGAUUAGAACGGAUAAGAAUGUGAGGCAAUGGCAAGCAGCACGUGAAAUCG
This is a messenger RNA of Pistacia vera, 1250 nucleotides long. RefSeq names its product pectinesterase inhibitor 4-like. NCBI's taxonomy places the organism in Eukaryota, Viridiplantae, Streptophyta, Magnoliopsida, Sapindales, Anacardiaceae. The transcript has a single exon. Gene Ontology annotation, molecular function: enzyme inhibitor activity. The record is from RefSeq and is a predicted model, not a curated record. Gene Ontology annotation, biological process: negative regulation of catalytic activity. The coding region runs from base 60 to 677 and encodes 205 amino acids.